Molecule: messenger RNA, 2250 nt
Organism: Pungitius pungitius (ninespine stickleback)
Lineage: Eukaryota; Metazoa; Chordata; Actinopteri; Perciformes; Gasterosteidae
Gene: stk17al
Product: serine/threonine kinase 17a like
Exons: 7
Coding region: 278-1384 (368 amino acids)
Biological process (GO): positive regulation of apoptotic process; intracellular signal transduction; protein phosphorylation
Cellular component (GO): nucleus
Molecular function (GO): protein serine/threonine kinase activity; ATP binding
Source: RefSeq, a predicted model, not a curated record
GAGGAGGUAGGAGGCUGCCGGUACAGACUGGGAGUUUAUUGUGAGGAAUGUGUAGUAGCACUCAAACUAAUUUACCGCACCGACUGCGCCGCACUCCCCGCAGGGCUUCAUCCUCUUGUUUCGGGUGCAAACGCGCGCGCACUGGAUUACCUGGACGUCGGCUCCAUAAAACGACUUUUAUCAUGCGCGUGCUUGCAUGAGGAAGACAGAACGCCGUCUCUUUCGCGUGUCUUCAGAAGAAGAAAUACUUUAAAUUCAAGCGCGAGACCCCGCAAAGAUGAGCACGAACGGAAUGGUGACGAAAAUCCACACGAGGAUAAGAGCUGAGCCUUUCACAGCCAACUACGAGCUGGUUGGCCGAGAGCUGGGCAGGGGAAAGUUUGCGGUGGUAAAAAAGUGCAUCGAGAAGGCAACCGGGAAGCAGUGCGCCGCGAAGUUCCUCCGAAAGCGACGGAAGGGCGCGGACUGCCGCAAGGAUAUCUUAAACGAGAUCGCCGUGCUGGAGUCGGCCAAAGCAAACCCCUACGUGGUGGCCCUGUACGAGGUCUACGAAACCAACGCCGAAAUCAUCCUCGUUCUGGAGUGCGCCGCCGGUGGCGAAAUCUUCAACCAAUGUGUUGCCGAUAACGACGAGGCCUUCACCGAGAAAGAUGUAAUCCGGCUGGCCAAGCAGAUCCUGACGGGCGUGGCCUUCCUGCAUCGGAACAAUGUGGUGCAUUUGGAUCUGAAGCCCCAGAACAUCUUGCUGACCAGUGCCAGACCACUGGGGGACAUUCGCAUUGUGGACUUUGGCUUGUCCAGACGCAUGGACAACCUCACAGAGGUCAGGGAGAUCCUGGGUACCCCCGAGUACGUCGCGCCAGAGAUCCUGAACUAUGAACCCAUCAGCACUGCGACAGACAUGUGGAGUAUCGGGGUCCUGACCUACGUCAUGCUGACGGGCGAGUCUCCCUUCCUGGGUGACGGGAAGCAGGAGACAUUCCUCAACAUCUCCCAAAUCAACGUUGACUACUCGCAGGACACGUUCGAGGGGAUCUCCUCGCUGGCCGUUGACUUCAUCGGUACCUUGUUGGUUAAAAACCCCAGGAAGAGAGCCACGGCAGAAGAGUGCCUCGACCACCCCUGGCUGAACUCGCUCCCCCACCCGCACCCGCACCCGCACCCGCACCUCCACACCCGGUCGGGCUCCUCCGUGGACGAGCCGGAGACGAGCCAGUCGGAGUCGGAGCCCGAGAGCCCGGCUCCCUGCCCCGAGCUGGACCUGAUCGGCUCGUACCUGGCGUGCCCGGGCCAGGGCGGGCUGAAGACGGGCCGCGACGCCUUCUCCUUCGGCGAGCCGCCCUUCCCCACGCGGCCUGAGAUCAAGCAGGAGCUCAUCUGCUGAACGGCGUUUCGGCAGGUGCGGGGGGGGGGGAGGGGGAGGGCGGAGGGAAGAGACGGAGUGGAGUCGAGCUCCGCGGAGCAGACGCUCCGAGCUGGUGAGCCCGCAGCUUCGUGGGCUCCCACCUGACACCGGGCCGUUGCCGUAGGGACGCUGUACGCCCGCUGAUGGCGGCUUCAACUGCUGUGAUGCUGGCUUGUGUGGAGCCGUCUGCACGUGUUUAGAAUGAAUGGCCGCUUAUCCGUGCUGAUUUAGGAUUGUACCGAAGCGAUGCGCGAGGAGGAGGAGGGAUGCAGGAGGAAAAGAGGCGAGGAGUUUUUUCGCAGGAGCGCAAUGCUGCCUUUAAAAGUGUCUGCGCCGGGCGUAAUGCGCGCUAGAUUCCCCCCCCCCCCUCUGCACGCACUGGUUUCUUCUUUCUAUCCUAUUAGCCUUUGGAGGUUCAGCGAGAAGGCCGCCUCGGGUUCAAUGACUUCACUCACUGUGUGCUCGCAUCAAAACAAGUUCUUCUUCGACCGACCCAGACAAACCUUCUGUGAUGAGUUUUGUUAGAAGAUUUAAAGGGGUUUAACACAUGGUUGUGCUUAGCUAGAGAGUUAAAGCAAAGGACUACUCCACUGUUUAAUUUAUGACUGUUUUUCAUGCCACUUCACCCCCAAAAGACACAAAGCCACAUCAAUCUUCUUCUUUUUUUUUUUUUAGGACAAUCUGAAGCACUUUUUAUUUUCCUAUUGGACAUGUUAUGUUAUAGUUAAAAACCAAAGGCUCUUCAAGCACAGUCGUCUGUCGGCACAAUGAACUGUACAUGUUAACCAUUUCCCACAAUCUACUGUCAUAUUAUCUUUAUUCACAAAGUGCCACUAUUUUUUUUU